UGUCAAAGCAACACUCACCGCAGAAUAAUAAAUGACAAGUACAGAGUCAGUAUUGUACAAGAGCUCGAUCCGCCAUGGGCCGUACAGAAUCGCAAGUCGAUAAGAAAAAAGUCUUCCCGAUAGAUAAGAGUUAUUUAUGCUUUACUCUCAAUGUUUUGAGCUGUCUCGGUAUAUGGAACCCAUCCAUGGAGAAAGGGCGCAAGUACUGGCUCUAUCAAGCUUACACAAUGUACUAUGUCAUCGUCAUAAUGUUGCUGAGGAUAUUGACUAUAUUGGUUCGAGCAAUCAAUGCUUCAAAUUCAACUGAAUUCUCUCAGGAAAUAUCACUCUUGGCAGUCUUGAUCUGUGAUGCUAUCAAAAGUUUCACUAUUAUAGUUCAUCGACCUGAGUUAUUAACCAUUCUCGGUAUAUUCAACUGGGAGAGAAAAAUCCUAGCAACUGACCAAAUUAAGUAUUAUAGGAACAGAGUGAUAACGACAGCCAUGCUGGCAACGAAGAUAUUCACAAUCGCCGUUGCAAUAUUUCUCACCAAUUACUUCCUGUUUUAUUUCUACGUCAUUUGGAAAUAUUCGGAUUAUGAGAUAAAAAAGUUGCCGAUAGGUUCACCACCUCUGAAAUAUUGUUUCAUCCUGACAAAUUACUGGGUGGCCAUCAGCAUUGAUUUUGUGAUAUUCACAGCCCUAGGAUUGAGUGCAGUCUGUCAUGAUGCUUUCAUAAUGGGUGUGAUGAUACAUGUGAUGGGACAAUUGAAGAUUUUGAAUUUUCGAGUGGAGAGAAGUUCCAUGACGAGUCUGAUCAAGACUAGUGAUGAUGAAGUUGAGGAGAAUUCCAAGGUGAUUCAGUUUGAGUGUGUCGAGAGAGAGAGUAAUGAAUCUGUCAGGCUUGACCCCAAUGAAGAGCUUAUCAACUGCAUCAGACAUCAUCAACAAAUUUUAAAGAUAUUGGAGAUAUUCAGGAAAGUUUACAACGUAUUACUUCUACCUCAAUUAUCAGUUAGCUUGAUACUGAUCACCAUUAGUGGAUUGCAAAUGAUUCUGGUUAAAGAUGGUGGGAACCUUGAUGGGACACUAGUGGCUUUGGUCUUCUGCAUAACAGCUGUCAUCCAACUUUUCGCCUUCUGUUGGGGUGGCAACAUCAUCCUCGUCGAGAGCGACAAAACGAGCUUUGCAAUUUAUUCAGCCCAGUGGUACGAUCGAGACAUCGUAUACAGGAAUAAUAUUAAAAUAUUUCUGAGUCUCGUGAGGAAUCCUCUGAUUGUCAGUGCUGGUGGACUCUUCGACUUAUCAGCGGUGACCUUCAAAAAUAUUCUGACGAAGGCAUAUUCAGGAGUUGCUGUACUACAGAAUGUGCAGGACUGAUGAUGCUGAAUCAGAAUUAUAUAGUCGCUUCUUAGGAUAAACCAUUAUUUUCCAUUUCGGAGUAAUCGGAUGAAUAUAUUUUCACUUCUGAGUGCAUAUUGUAUUGUUCUGCGCUAUUAAAUGAUGAAUGAAUGUGGAUGGAAGUAGUUAAUAAAUUUAUUCCACUUGUUGUUGAUUUUCAAAUAUUGUUUCAAGUAAUGUGUUCACCGACGUCGAAUUUUUCAACAGGCAUCGAUGAGCGGGAAGUCGCUAAUAGAGCAGCCGCCUGUACCGACAUGGUUUUUCCUGUGGUUUCCCAUGUUGCUCAUAUGUUCUAUAGGAGAGUGAAUAUGAUACAGCUUAGGGCCCAC
Fopius arisanus is the source of this 1708-nucleotide messenger RNA. Its product is annotated as odorant receptor 22c. The record is from RefSeq and is a predicted model, not a curated record. The transcript has 7 exons. Gene Ontology annotation, cellular component: plasma membrane. Gene Ontology annotation, molecular function: olfactory receptor activity; odorant binding. Gene Ontology annotation, biological process: detection of chemical stimulus involved in sensory perception of smell; sensory perception of smell. The coding region runs from base 75 to 1358 and encodes 427 amino acids. NCBI's taxonomy places the organism in Eukaryota, Metazoa, Arthropoda, Insecta, Hymenoptera, Braconidae.